Molecule: messenger RNA, 648 nt
Organism: Hydatigera taeniaeformis
Lineage: Eukaryota; Metazoa; Platyhelminthes; Cestoda; Cyclophyllidea; Taeniidae
Source: the annotation of a GenBank genome assembly
AUGGCCGGGGGUGUCUCGAGCACCAUGCUUGAAGAUCUACCUAUCCUAUUCAUUGACUUUAAUCAGGAUUUUACGACACUUUGUAUUGGAACACGAUCUGGUUACAGUUUGCUAUCGACAGACAACCAUGAGAUCCUAGAGACGUAUAGUGUUAAUGGUGAGUCUAUGUGUCUCGUUAGCCGCCUCUUUACCAGUAACUUGGUCGUUCUUGUGUCUCUCCGCGAUACGCGCAAACUGCUGAUUUUCCACUCGCGUCGUGAUUCCCUUAUCUGUGAUUACCGUUAUACAAACACCAUCCUUUCCGUAAAAAUGAAUCGCCAGCGGUUGGUAGUUUGUCUGGAGAAUGAGAUCUUCAUCCACAACAUCAGAGACAUGUCGGUGCUGCAUCGGAUAGAGGACACGCCGUCAAACCGAAACGGCGUUAUCGCAUUCUCCACCUGUCCGGACAAAUGCCUCCUCGCCUAUCCUGGGUCUAGCCGAGUGGGCACAGUCUACAUCUUCGAUGCGUUAACGUUCACGAAGGUUCUGCUUUUUAAUCUCUCGGUUAACAUUCACGUGACAUCCGUGUGCGAGAUUGGCGGCAUUCCUGUGACAGGUUUGGAUUUUUUUGGUCGGGAGAAGUCGGAACGAAAAUUCGUUGCUCGAUAG